CAUAAAUGAAAUCUAAAGUUGAAUCUCAAUAAGAGGAAUCAAAUACUGAUAACGAUUUCUCAGAAAUGUCUGAUACACAAGUAAGAAGAAGAGGACCUCAAAAAAAGCCUAUUUCUAAAAAUAAACUCCCUAAUCUAGAAAGAAAUGUUCCGAUCAUCAUUAAGAAUAAUAACUUUGUAGUGAGAACUAUUUGGACAAUUGUUAUGAUUCUAGGCUUUAUGGCUGUCUUAUGGGCAGGUCACAUUUACAUUAUUGGUUUAGUGUUAUUGAUUAACAUUGGAAUAUUUAAGGAAAUCUUAGGAUUGAAAAGAAAUUAUGAAAAAGAGGUGAAUGUGAAAUAUUCACCUAUAAUUAAUUGGUAUUUUUUUGGGAUUGCCACAUUCUUUUGUUAUGGAAAGUUAUUUUAAUCAAAAUUAUCAGAAUACGCAUUUAGAAUGCAUAUUCUGUCAUAUGUUUUGAAUUAUCAUAAUAUUAUAACAUUUAUGUUAUGGGUAGCAGGUUUUUUGAUGUUCACGCUUUCCCUAAAAAAAGGCUAUUAUCGAUAUCAAUUUAGAAUGUUUGGAUGGACACAUAUUACUUUAAUACUUGUAGUAGCAUAAAGUUCAGUUAUGAUCAUGAAUAUUUUUGAAGGUAUAAAUAAUUAUUAUUAUUAAUUAAUAGGUAUUGUUUGGUUUAUUUUACCAUGUUCAUUAGUAAUAACAAAUGAUAUUUUUGCAUAUAUAUUUGGAGUUUCAUUUGGUAAGACUCCACUUAUUGAACUAUCUCCAAAGAAAACUUGGGAAGGCUUUAUAGGAGGUUGUUUUUCAACAUUAAUUGCUUCUUUUUGUGUAAUAACUUCAUAUAAUUAAAGUUUGCUUAUUUUCUUCAAAGUAGUUAGUAUUUAACUUGUCCAUAGCAUUAACUUCCUUUUUCUCCAUUUGCUUCUUUAACAUGUGAAAUCCCUAGCGUUUUUAUUACUACUUAAAGAUAAUUACCAUUUUCAAUUUUAGGAAAUGAUUCCAUUUAUUUUAGCGAUUUUUAAAUUCAUGCCAUGGUUUUUAGUUUAUUUACAAGUCUUGUAUCACCAUUUGGCGGUUUUUUUGCAUCAGGAUUUAAAAGAGGAAUUAAAAUCAAGGAUUUUGGUGAUACCAUUCCAGGACAUGGAGGAAUUACUGAUAGAAUGGAUUGCUAAAUCUUAACAGGAAUGUUUUCUUAUUUGUAUUUGCAUUAAAUUGUUUUACCAAAAGCAGUUACUUUAGGCACAGUAUUAGGUUAUGUUUCUUAAUUAUCCACUAAUGAACAAUAAGAACUAUUUGAGCAACUUAAAUAAUCAUUGUAAAUUGGCCAAUGAAUAUUUAUUUAA
Paramecium sonneborni is the source of this 1342-nucleotide messenger RNA. Lineage: Eukaryota; Ciliophora; Oligohymenophorea; Peniculida; Parameciidae. The record is from the annotation of a GenBank genome assembly.